Molecule: messenger RNA, 1382 nt
Organism: Spea bombifrons (plains spadefoot toad)
Lineage: Eukaryota; Metazoa; Chordata; Amphibia; Anura; Pelobatidae
Gene: CNPY3
Product: canopy FGF signaling regulator 3
Exons: 7
Coding region: 27-800 (257 amino acids)
Cellular component (GO): endomembrane system
Molecular function (GO): signaling receptor binding
Source: RefSeq, a predicted model, not a curated record
AAAAGGAAGUGACUCGCAAGCAGAAUAUGGGAGAGAGCCCCCUCUCUAGGAUGUGGUUCCCGGUGGUUCUCCUCCUCCCUCUCAGCGUGGUGGCAGCGGAGACAGGGGAUGGCGAAUGGGUGAAUCUGCCCUCCAAAUGUGAAGUCUGUAAAUACGUGGCCGUGGAGCUCAAGUCUUCCUUUGACGAAACGUCUCGCACUCGCGAGGUGAUCGAAACGCGUUAUGGUUUCCUGGAGGAGGACAAAAAGAAAAAGAAGAUUAAGUACACCAAAUCGGACAUCCGUCUGAUUGAAGUCACCGAGGGUCUCUGUCAAAGACUUCUAGAAUAUAAUUUACACAAGGAGCGCAGCGGAAGCAAUCGCUUUGCCAAGGGUAUGUCCGAGACGUUCCAGACUCUGCAUCACCUGGUCCAUAAAGGCGUGAAAGUUGUUAUGGAUAUUCCGUAUGAACUGUGGAAUGAGACGUCUGCUGAGGUUGCUGAUAUGAAGAAGCAGUGUGAUGUCAUGAUGGAGGAGUAUGAGGACGUCAUUGAGGAUUGGUACCGGAACCACCAGGAAGAAGACAUAACUGAUUUCCUGUGCGCAAGGAACGUACUUAAAGGUCAAGAUAAAAGCUGCCUGUCAGACGACUGGGCGAGUAAGAAGGGGGACACGGGGCUUUCAGCAGGAAAGAAAAAAGGAAAGAAACAAGGAGAAAAAAAGAAGAAAAGUAAAAAGGAAGCAUUGAGCGCAAACGAAGCGAUUGAGAAAGAGAACUCUGCGAGACACACGCUCCAGAAAAGAUCCAACGAGGAGCUCUAGCAGCAGCCGCUUCUCUGACUUUUACGGUUUCUCCUCUCCCAGCAGCUGCAGACUCAGAACAUUGAGUGGAUGUUCCUACCUCUUCGCCUUCUUACCUCUUCAUUUCUGUCUUCGCCCUCCAGCAAUGAUCUCUGACAGGCCGUUGGAUUAUUGAGAAGGGUUUCUGUUCCUUGCCUCUGACGCGUUUUUGAUCGCCGUACGCGCUCCCCCCCCCUGUUCUUUCCACGUAGAUCCGCAAUUUCCCAUUGGAAGACUGAACUUCCAGCUUUUUUUUGGAAAUCCACGAUGUGCCUGGGAGCCGAUCUCCUUAUUCUCUAAAUGUUUCUGGAAUCCUGAUACAUUUCUGUGCUGAUCUUGGAGUUGACGUCUGGGCUCGGCAUGUUGUUCGAGGUCUGCUCACCUUGGAUGAAGUGUUGCUUUAUAGGCGUUUUAACUGUUACUUAUUUUUAUACUGUGACUGAGUGCCCCAUGAGUGAGGAUGUUGCAGACUGUUGUCCAUGCUGUCUCCUGGUCUUAAUCACCUUCUUUCGUCUAUGUUGUCAUUGCCAUUAUGCCCACCCUCCUCUGCUCUGUGCUGGUGUC